Messenger RNA from Dinoponera quadriceps, 474 nucleotides. RefSeq lists its product as uncharacterized. The record is from RefSeq and is a predicted model, not a curated record. Lineage: Eukaryota; Metazoa; Arthropoda; Insecta; Hymenoptera; Formicidae. The transcript has a single exon. Bases 1 to 474 code for a protein of 157 amino acids.
AUGGUCAUGUUCAUCGAACGUGGUAUACGCCGCGGUCUCAGUCAAUGUUCCAGAAGAUACGCACAGGCUAAUAACAAGUACCUGCAGUCUUACGAUUCAUCGAAAUUAUUGUCGUACCUAAUGUACUUUGACGUAAACAAUCUGUACGGUUGGGCAAUGUGUCAACCGCUGCCUUACGCCGAAUUUCAAUGGGUUACAGAUGUUUCAACAUAUGAUGUAUCUUCAAUCGCUGUCGAUUCACCCAUAGGUUAUAUUCUCGAGGUCGGUCUGAAAUAUCCGCAAUAUUUGCACGACGCUCACGCUGACCUACCGUUUUGUCCAACGUGCGCCAAACCACCCGGUAAAAAACGGGAUAAGUUAUUGUUAACAUUAUACGAUAAGCAGCGUUAUGUUAUUCAUUAUCGCAACCUGCAGCAGUGCACGCGUCACGGUCUUCGCAUUACAAAAAUACAUCGUAUACUCCAAUUCGCUUAA